This is a messenger RNA of Marasmius oreades (fairy-ring Marasmius), 1824 nucleotides long. RefSeq lists its product as uncharacterized. The transcript is spliced from 5 exons. The record is from RefSeq and is a predicted model, not a curated record. Lineage: Eukaryota; Fungi; Basidiomycota; Agaricomycetes; Agaricales; Marasmiaceae. The coding region runs from base 1 to 1824 and encodes 607 amino acids.
AUGGCCGACGAAGAUACAAUUGUGGUGGACGACACGUCUCCGACGAUCUUGUAUUUUCCUUUCGCAGACACUUCUGGGACUCCCGACUUCACAGCCGGCUGGAAUCCUCUUUUUAAUAGUACAAGCCUUGGUGGCGCACCUCUUAACGUUGAGAACAGCACCACCGUUCAUGUCACCUCUCGAAAUGAUGCUUCCUUCCUCAUCAAUUUUCAGGGUACUGGGAUACAGCUUAUGGGAUCAGCGACCCAGGCUCAAUACCAGGUCUCUGUCGACAAUAAUGUCUUGCAAACUUACUCACCGGAUCCGAUAAAUCAUAUUCUCGCCAACAUUAGUGGUCUUUCGAACACCAAUCAUACCUUUAUAUUGACUACCAAAACUAUUUCCAAUGCACCACGGAACCAAACACAGUCCUUCAUCGUUUUCGACAAAGCUAUCAUCACCUCUCCUGUACCUAGUUCCAAUUUCAGUUUACAAUCUUUGGCCGAUAAUACCAUCAGCUUUUUCGGUAAUUGGAACCAUUCCAAUCCUGCGUCGCUUCAUCAAUCCAAUACAGUUAAGGAUAGGGCGUGUGCUUCCUUCAAAGGCACUUCGCUUCAGAUUUUGGGAACAGUCUUGCCAACCGGCGCAAAUUACUCGGUGAGACUGGACAACAUCACAACUCAGUCCUCCGCGCGCACGUCGUUCACUCAGGACAACGCCCUCUUGUUCUUCUCGGGCAGCCUCGAUCCUAAUACAACCCACACGUAUGAAAUAACAAACGAAAGCGGGGGGGCAUUGAUUUUAGCGAUGGGAGGUGCUAAAGUCUUCGCUUCCGGAGAUCCGAAUGCAAAUGCUAGCUGCACGCCUUCAUCGCCUGUGUUUCCCGUGGGGGCAGCCUUCAAGAGCGCGUUGUCGCCUGGAACCAUAGCAGCAUUAACGCUUGCAGGCAUUCUUGGGUUCCUUGUUAUCACGGGAAUGCUCUUCUUCUUUUUUGUUUAUCGUCCUCGCAAAAAGCGGCGGGAGUUCUUGAAACGGACGACCCGGCCUAUGCCAGGACCCAGUGAUUUGAUCUUGGACAUCGCGCCUCGGUUCAACGGGCAGCAGAAUGAUGACUAUGUGAGAUGGAAAAGAGAUGUCGAAGGUGCAAGUGCAAGUAAAGAUUUGGGUAUAAUAUUUCGACGCACGCCCUCUCCAAAAGAUAAAAGUAAAUCAUCAAACUUCGAUCUGGAUGGCGCGGCCGAAAACGAGGAACUCAGCGCAAGAUCGUUCAGUUUCUCCCGGUCCUCCAAGAAUGGUGGGUCGAAGGGCAGUAGAGCCGGUAGCUUGAAAAGCUGGCUGUCUAGCAAGAAGAAAGGGUCCUCCUCCUCUACUCCCAGCUACACCAUUGACCUUCCUCCCCUCCGAACUCAGAAUCCACCACCUCACACUCCUUCGGAAUCUCGUCCUGAUCUCUCUAAAACAUCAGAAUCACAUCUCCAACCACGCUCAUCAUUUUCUGGAAUCACCUCACUGUCUUAUUUAUCGUCGUCCUCGACUGCAUCCCAUCAAUUCUCCUUUAACCGUCCUGGCGAAUCGUCACCAAAUCUCCAUGGUCGAACCGAUAACCACGGCCUACUGUUAAUAGAUGAUAAUGUGGAACACCUAGACCCCUCUGUUGAUAACGUAUCUGUGUAUCCGGCGACGGCUCCACACAGCAACAAGCCCCCCAAGUAUUUGUCGAGGACGUCGCGAGCUCAUACGAAGAGUCGGUUCAAAGUCGUCCGUCUAGGAAUCAACGGUUGUCGAGGAAUACUAGCACCCGAACCGACGAUCGAGGAAGUGUGCGGACUUACGAUGAUGGGUUAA